CCUGGAAUGAAAGAAAGGAGGAUACAGAGACCGUAAUUACUUAGCGGACAGGCGGUGGGAAGAAAACGGAACUACCGACCAACAUCCAGAAACUGCUUGAUGAGGACGGCAGUACCCUCCUCCUCCCUCUUUCCCGCGUGUCAUCAGUCACCCUGAAGCCAAAAGUUCCCUCCUUAAAUCUGGCAGAAAGGACACUUAGAGAAAAAGAAAGUGGCAAUGCAUAACCAGUAGUCUGAGGUUUCAGUCAUCUUGCUCUUACAAUGAUCAAAUGCUUGCCUGAAGAAGUACAAACCAGUCUGCGCUCUGGAGUGGCCAUUAACUCAGUGGGACAUUGUGUUGAGGAGCUUAUCCUUAAUAGCAUAGAUGCAAAAGCUACAUGUAUUGCCAUUAGAGUGGAUUUGGAUACCUUUAAAGUCCAGGUGGUGGACAAUGGCUGUGGGAUGGGAAGAGAAGACCUCAACAAAGUAGGCAAUAGAUACUUUACUAGUAAAUGUUAUUCAUUGGAAGACUUAGAAAAUCUCAAGUUUUAUGGCUUCCGUGGAGAGGCUUUGGCAAGCAUUGCAAAUAUGGCCAGUAUAUUGGAAAUAUCAUCCAAGAGAAGUAAGAUAGCAAAAACCUUCUUGAAACUGUUUCACAAUGGAAAAGGUCUUGAAGUCUCAGAAGCAGGAUUGAAUAGGCCAAGUCUUGGAACAACAGUGACUUUGUACAACUUGUACCAUCAGUUACCUGUGAGGAGAAAAUGCAUGGAUUCCACACUGGAAUUUGAGAGAGUGAGACAUAAGGUAGAGGCUCUAUCACUUGUUCACCCAUGUGUCUCUUUUUCUUUACGGAAUGAAGCUUCCUGUUCAAUGGUGCUUCAGCUACCCAAGACAAAAGAUAUGUGCUCACGGUUUUCUCAGAUUUAUGGUCUAGGUAAAUCCCAGAAAUUACGAGGUAUAAACUAUAUGUCUGGAGGAUUUGAAAUAAUGGGCUUUAUCAGUUCUGAAGGACAUUACAAUAAGAAUAUUCAGUUUUUGUAUGUAAAUAAUAGACUGAUAUUAAAAACAAAAUUGCAUAAGCUUAUUGAUUUUCUAUUGAGGAAACAGAGUCUUAUAUGUAAAACAAAAACUGGGUCUUUGAUAUCAAGUCCCUCUCGCUAUCGUUCUGGCUCAGAACUCUAUGGAGUGUUUAUUAUCAAUGUGAAAUGUCGACAUGAUGAGUAUGAUAUAUGUUUGGAACCUGCAAAAACUUUAAUAGAAUUUCGCAGAUGGGAUGCAGUCCUAACCUGCUUUGAAGAAGGAGUAAAAGCAUUUUUAAAGCAAGAACACCUAUUUAUUGAGUUGUGCGGUGAAGAUACUACAGAAUUUAAUGAAAAUAAUGGCUUUUGUUUAGGUAACAUAAUAGCUUUAAAGCCUUCUCUCCCCAAAGAGAAGGAUGUGCAGGAGAGUUUUAAAACAGCUUGUGAUAAUAUUGUGGAUUCCUAUGAAAGAUUUAAUCUGCAAUCAAAAUCUGUCAGAAGGAAAGUAACUCUGACAAAGAAGACAUCAGAUAAUAUAGAACCUAUUAACAGUGUGACAGAAGUAGGUGUUUACUCAGAUGUAAUUGGUUUUGAACCUGUUCAUGAGUUGAGAAAUAGUAAAGAACAGCAUCUUCUGCCUGAUAAAAAUGACAUUGUUUCUGAUUUUCUAAAAUUUAAUAAACUCCCUGAGGAGUCAGAACCACACACUGAGAAUACAAAUUCCAAAUGCCCAGAAGAACUUGGCAUCCAAGGCAAAUCAAUUGUUUCAGAAACAGACCAGGAUUCUGGUACUUUGCUUUGUACUGAGAAGCAUGGGAAAGAUGUAAAUAGUCAACAAGAUACAGGAGGCCAGGAAAGAAGUCCUGAUUCAACCACUGUGGGAUGCACUGAAACUGUAGAGCAUAUUGAUGAAUUUAAAAAUAAAUGUGUUGUUGGACAUAGUUUGAUGGGAAAAUAUGAGUCAGAAAAAAAGGGCAGAGAAUCCUCUACUGAGUUAAAUACUACUAGAGGACUGAUAGUAAAACACAGUCCUUUGAAACUGGGUUCCACAAGCAUUAUAACACACUUACUGCAAAAUCAGCCACCAUAUAAAACAACAGAAACUAAUAAUUUAUUAAACAGACAGGCUAAACUGGGUCCAGUAAGUGCCAAGGAUAUGUUUGAAAAACAGCUAGAGUUUUCAGAGCAGAUUGCAAGUUCUCAAGAAUAUAUGAGAAAAACCCAUAUAAUACAUACAGGAAAUACAAAGGAAUGGCGAGAGAAAAAGAAUGUAUCAGCCUCACUUCCUGCAGACAGUACUGUGGAUUCUGUAAUAUCACAUGUGAAAAAAUGUAUGUAUGGGGUUCCUGCAGAUACAGCUUAUCAUCUAGGUGGUACAAACAGCAGUAGACAAAUAAAUGAGUUUUCUGUUAGGCUUCAAUACUGUGGCUCAACAAAAUUAAGUUGCCAUCCAAAGCUGGGAUCACUAGAUAGAUUUAGGAAAUAUUACGGGAAUUUAAAAAGGAAUGCAUCAAUAAGAGAUACAGAAAUAAAAAAUAGUAAUGAAGAACUGGUCUGUUCCAGAUCUAUGGCUGGCGAGAAAACAGAUCUCCAGAAUUGUAAUAUUUGUGAAACUCCAACAAAAGAAUACUUUGUGUCUAAUAAUAGUAGCUGUACUUGCCUCCUCUUAGAAAAGUCUCAGCAUUCCCCAGAAGAAACUCUGUCAAUCAGAAAAGGUUUUAAUACAAGUCCCACUACAGAAUAUUCUCAAAUAAUAAGGAAAUCUCUAUCUGGAUCUAAAUUUACAAGGACACUUGCCUCUAAAGUGUCAAGAAUGAAAGACUGUGGUAAGGAUGCUAUAAGUACAAAACCCAUAGAGAAAUCUUUAGCUCAAACUCAAGUGUGUUCAGAUCCCAAAGAUAAAAAUGUACAGCAUCUCACAUCUAGAAAUACUCAUUUGCAAAGUACCUAUGAAAAACCUCAAUAUUGCCCUUCCCUAAGAGAAGAAGGGGUAGAAAAUAAUUGUUUUGCUUCAGCCUCUGAUGAGCAAGGUAAUUCCAUGGGAACAUCAAGUGCAAGAGCGGAUGUGGACGAGAGCGCUAGUCAUUGUUUCAUUGACACUGAUGGAGAAUACAUGAUCUCCCAAAAUAAACAAUCAGUUCUGUGCAACGAAGAAGUGGAUACUGACAUUUCUUGUGAAGAUGCAAGCAUUAUGGGUGAAUUUACAAAGCAAACUGUGAAAGGCUAUGAGCUUCAGAGUGUAAACUUGCCCAGAAAUAUGGAAGAUGCCACAGAUGAUUCAAGCGUAAGUGAGAGUGAACAACCAAAACCCAGUCCCUCUAAGUGGUUUUAUCAGUUUGAUGCAUCAUUGGGCAGAAUGGUAUACAUCAACAAAAUGAGUGGGUUGAGUUCCUAUAGAGCUCCUCCUGAAGAAGCUCCUGUAGCUUGUACUCAAGAUCUAAGCACAAUAGCUGUAAACGUCAUAGAGAAUGGGUUUCAGUGCAGGUGUCAUCCGUUUCGAAGUGAGCUUAUUGUGCCCUUCCUUCCAAAAGCACAGAAAGAGAGGAGUUUGGAAAGCCAGGAUUUCAGAGAUACACAAGAAGAAUCUCUUCAGGACCUGCUUUCAGAGUGGGACAAUCCUGUGUUUGCUCAAUGUCCAGAGGUUGCCCUGGAUGUCAGCAGUGGGCAGGCCGAUACUCUUGCUGUGAAAAUACAUAACAUCCUCUAUCCUUAUCGGUUCACUAAAAAGAUGAUUGAUUCUUUGCAGGUCCUUAAUCAAGUGGACAAUAAAUUUAUUGCUUGUUUAAUCAACACUAGGGCAGAUGAGAGUGAACGUGCAGAUGGGAAUCUUCUUGUGCUAGUGGAUCAGCAUGCAGCCCAUGAGCGUGUCCGUCUUGAGCAACUUAUCACAGAUUCCUAUGACAAGCAGCAUGAAGCAUUGGGCAAGAAGAAAUUACUGGCUUCCACUUUGUGUCCCCCAUUGGAGAUUGAAAUAACAGAGGAUCAGAGAAGACUCUUGUGGUGCUGUCAUAAAAGUCUAGAGAACUUGGGCCUUGAAUUGACGUUUCCAAAGAACAAUCCCUCUCAGAUUCUUGUUGGGAAAGUGCCACUGUGUUUUGUGGAGAGAGAGGCUAAUGAGUUGCGGCGUGGAAGACAUACUGUGACUAAGAGAAUUGUGCAGGAGCUCAUUCAAGAACAAGUUGAGUUACUACAGGCAACUGGUGGGACACAAGCAACAUUACCAUUAACCAUUCUGAAAGUGCUAGCUUCCCAGGCCUGCCACGGUGCUGUUAAGUUCAAUGACAGUUUGACUUUAGAGGAAAGUUGCCAUCUUAUGGCUUCUUUGUCAUGUUGUCAGCUGCCUUUCCAGUGUGCACAUGGGAGACCCUCCAUGUUGCCUCUUGCAGAUGUGGAUCAUUUGCAGCAGGAAAGUCAGCUGAAACCUAAUCUGGCAAAACUAAGAAAAAUAGUUAAAGCCUGGAAACUCUUUGGGAAAGAAAAAGAAUCUGCUCUGAAAGAUGAAGCCUCAGCAGUUCUAUGAAUACUGGUGCUAUGUAACCAAUAGUUUUUGUACUACGAACUCCCUGGUGUUAUGGAAGAUGAAAAUUCAGUAAUUUGAAAGAAGGAUUCUAAUACUUUGGAUCAUCUAUAUUGGAGCCAGAAUCAAAGAUUUGUUCUCCUGGGGAACAUUUCAUGUGCACUGGACCUGUCUUAGUAGUUUACUUAUUUUUAAUUUUUUUUUUAAAAAGCAUUGCAUCCUUGCCUCUUCUUACUAAAACAGUUUCACAUAUGUGCAGUAAGUUCAGCAAAACUCUGACUUAGACAACAAUUCUGGUGUUUUCGUAUCAAUUCAUAAAGUGAGCUAAAUUUAGGUACUGAUUUCUAGUACAGGCUAUAAUUUUUAAUGAAUUGCUAUUUAAAAACAGCCCUCCACCUUUUUGUUAUUGCUAACAUGCAGCAUGUAUUACCAUAACUUUCUUGAAGUAUUAUUACCUUUAGAUAAAACGAAAGUGGGAAUAAGGUACUACUUUAUUGGUUAAGAAGCAAAGUAACUUCCAUGUUACAAUUCCUGUCAGUUUUUUAUUUUAUUCUCCUUUUUGAAGCUUUUUCUAUGCAUUAUAGAGAACGUUUUUCAACAAUUUAAGAGCAAUUCCUUCUUUGCUGAGGUCAAAGAUAAGAAAUUCUGGUGUCCUCCAAAUGUUUUAUAGACUACAGUCCUCACAAUUUCUUGUCACUGACCAUAAAGGCUAAGGUUUAUGGGAACUGAAAUCCAAAGUACCUGGAGGGCAUCAAGUUGGCUACUCUUGAAUUAGUAUGUCAUUGGAUUAUGAUGUAUUUAGGAGGUUGUGGGGUAUUACUAAUAAAGUUGUUGGAACACAUCUAGAACACAAGGAGUGCUCAUGCUUACGGAGAAAGCACAGGUCAAAGAAAAUUGCUUCUGGAGAUAGCACUUUCAUUUUAUGUAGUUUAUUUGAUUUAGUUACUAUUUCCUCAAUGAAAAGGUUGGCAUUUGUUAUAUCACCCAUUUAUGCUGGAAUAAAUUAAGUCCACAGCUCA
Candoia aspera is the source of this 5533-nucleotide messenger RNA. RefSeq names its product mutL homolog 3 (gene MLH3). Gene Ontology annotation, molecular function: mismatched DNA binding; ATP-dependent DNA damage sensor activity; ATP hydrolysis activity. The coding region runs from base 261 to 4517 and encodes 1418 amino acids. The record is from RefSeq and is a predicted model, not a curated record. Gene Ontology annotation, cellular component: mismatch repair complex. The transcript has 13 exons. Gene Ontology annotation, biological process: mismatch repair. Lineage: Eukaryota; Metazoa; Chordata; Lepidosauria; Squamata; Candoiidae.